Messenger RNA from Argiope bruennichi, 1039 nucleotides. It is a transcript of the gene Xpac, whose product is annotated as DNA repair protein complementing XP-A cells-like. The transcript has 6 exons. Gene Ontology annotation, cellular component: nucleotide-excision repair factor 1 complex. Gene Ontology annotation, molecular function: damaged DNA binding. NCBI's taxonomy places the organism in Eukaryota, Metazoa, Arthropoda, Arachnida, Araneae, Araneidae. Gene Ontology annotation, biological process: nucleotide-excision repair involved in interstrand cross-link repair; base-excision repair; nucleotide-excision repair, DNA damage recognition. The coding region runs from base 152 to 949 and encodes 265 amino acids. The record is from RefSeq and is a predicted model, not a curated record.
AACUGUUGGCGCCUUGCAAAAGGAAACGGCAACAACAAAAAACACCAGUAAACAAACAGUUACUACGAUUUUAUGAUUGUCAUUUGGUGAACAAAUAAGUAACUCUUACCUUUUUAAAGUAUAUUUACUUUUGCAUUAUUAAAAUAAAAUCAUGUCAAAAUCUGAAAGUGAAGACAAUAUCAAGAGUACCCAGCUGAAUGAAACUCAGCUGCUGCGUAUGAAAAGGAAUCGUGAAAAAGCCUUGCAGUUGAGAAAAGCUCGUAUUGCAAAUUUAUCUAAUGCUGAGAAAGCUAUUACUCAAAAAGAAGUUAAUACUAUUUCUCGUCCUCGUGAUACUGGGGCUGGAUUUUUCGCUGAAGAUGAUGAAUCAGAUUUAAAUCCUGAAAACAGGCCUCUGGUCUCUACACCAGCACCGUUGUUUUCAUCUGACAGACCUAUUUGUCUUGAAUGUAAUGAAGAAUUUAAUGAUUCCUAUCUUCAAACACAUUUUGAUCACCAUGUGUGUGACAGUUGCAGAGAUAAUGAUGGUGCUCAUGCUCUCAUCAGUAAAACAGAUGCUAAGAAGGAAUAUUUGCUGCAAGAUUGUGAUUUAGAUAAGCGUGAACCACCAUUAAAAUUUAUUUUGAGAAAAAAUCCUCACAACAUGCAUGGAAGUAUGAAGUUAUAUCUUCGAUUACAGGUAGAAAAUAGAUCUUUAGAAGUGCAUGGGUCUGAAGAGGCCAUUGAAGAAAAAAGAGAACAAAGAGAAGAAGCCCAAUUAAAAAGAAAGAAAAAAGCUUUUGAUAAGAAAGUGAAAGCUUUACGAAUGGAAGUACGCAGUAGUUUAUACAGGAAAAAAGAUGUUUCACAUACACAUGUAUAUGGUGCUGAAGUUUAUAAUGAAGAGGAUGAUAUUUAUACUAAAACAUGUACAACAUGUGGACAUCAAGUUGAAUUUGAAAAGAUGUAAUUCUGAUUGUUACCUAAAGAAAAAGAAUUUCUGUUAAAUAAUCUUUUAUAUUUUAUAUUUUCGUUUUACAUUUCUUCAUUGUAAAUACUC